UUGGCAGUUGCAAAUGCUUACUCGAACGUUGAGCUUAUGGAUUGAUGAUACACAAGCCGUGUUAACUAGUCUUUCCCAUCACUCAGAGCGCCUGCUAACGUUAACACAGAAAGCACAGUCAUUGUUUCCUUGUCACUCCUUCAGUGCAGACGGUGAUUUUCUUAGGAGAGAUUCCUCACUUGUCUUGAAUUAAAUAGCAGUAUGGAGAAUGACUGGCUAUCCGAAGAUGAAAACGAUCCAAAGUAUGAAGCCUUAAGAGAAUUUGUCCUUGAGACUUUCGGGAAGUUCAGUCGUAAAAUAAGAGAAGUUGGUAUUAAGCUUGAAAACCUUGAAAAAAAAUUGGACUCAGGAACAGAAUGUGCCAAGUUCGAAGCUGAUUUGGACCAGAUUCAUAAGAAAAUUGAUAAAGAGGUGAAGCCUGAAUUUGAAAACGCACUUUCCUUCCAAAUUAGUCAAGUGAACUCGAGAAUAGACGAGUUAGAAAUGGCUCUAGUAAAUCCUAAAAAGAGAAAAAUGAUAGACACUGAAGAAUUUGAAGAAGAGGAAACAGAAGCUAAGAUCGCGACAUCUGUGGAAGAAUUAAAUGAAAACAUAAGAAAAGAAGUCGCGGAAGUGUUCAAGAGCAUCGAAAGGAGCUACCGCAAAGAACAGGAAAAAGUUUCGAAGUUACAGCUAGCGUACAUUCAUUACUGGCUGGGAUUGCAGGAAACCAUUUCUCCAACAAAAAUGGUAGACAUCCAAAAUUUGAUAAAAGAUGGUGUGGAGGAUCGCAUAUGGAGCGAGGGAUGGAAGCCAGACGUUCGAGGGGAUUUCACCAACUAUUUACAGGACAAAGUAAAGAAAAUAGUCAAGAAGAAAAGAGCAAUCAACGAAAGAACAAAGCUCCAGCAAGAGCUAGACAACUUGGUUGGGAAUGAUUUGCAAUAA
This is a messenger RNA of Magallana angulata, 927 nucleotides long. RefSeq lists its product as uncharacterized. The transcript has 4 exons. The record is from RefSeq and is a predicted model, not a curated record. Bases 202 to 927 code for a protein of 241 amino acids. Lineage: Eukaryota; Metazoa; Mollusca; Bivalvia; Ostreida; Ostreidae.